Molecule: messenger RNA, 483 nt
Organism: Prunus armeniaca (apricot)
Lineage: Eukaryota; Viridiplantae; Streptophyta; Magnoliopsida; Rosales; Rosaceae
Source: the annotation of a GenBank genome assembly
AUGGAGCCUGAAGCCAGAAGAGGAGAGAGGCCUACUUAUAGAAAGCCAUAUCCGGCUGAUAUCAAUCAGAUACCUCUAUCACCAGGCUUUAAGGUGCCAAACUUCACCUUGUUCAACGGAGAUGAUCCCCAUGCUUCAUCAGUUAAGCAUAUAGGCAGGUUCUCUGUCCAGUGCAUAGCCAUAGAAAACAACCCUCUAUUAAAGCUAAGGCUUUUCAGGAAUUCUCUCUCUGGACAAGCUUUCACCUGGAUUCAGCCAGAAGUCAUUAUCAGUGACCUUGCUGCCCUCAAGCAGAGUGAAGAAGAACUUGCUCAAGACUUCAUAACCUGGUUCAGAAAGCUCAAAAUGAAGUGCCGGAUUCCUAUGGAAGAAAGACACUUCAUCCAGAUGGCUCAAGCCGCCCUCAAAAUAUCUUUGAGAAAAAGAUUUGAUGGGAUGCUGUUUGGAGAUCUGGCAGAACUGGCAGAUAAAGCAUCCAAGUAA